AUGGCGCAGGCCUACUACCACAACCCGAGCAUGAAACAGAUAGAUGGAGAAGAAGACCCACCGCCGCUGCCGCCAGGGCCACCACCGCCGAGAGCCAACAAGGCCAUCGACAUCACCCCACUCAUGCAGACCACGGUGCGGCACCUCCAGAACCGCUACAGCAAGGAGGUCGCGAGGGACCUGAAUCCAGGCGGACGCAAAAUGGAGGGCGUCUUCGGGAAGCUGUGGGUCAUCCAGGACGGCGCGGACAAACCAUGGACAGAGGACAACAAACCUGGCUCCAAGGACCCCAACAACCCCGACGCCAGCAUACCAGCGGCACCCACCACAGACCCCCGAGCCAUCUGCAGGCUGCGCGGCGCGAGUUGGCACGAGCUGGGCAAUCCGCUCGACGGCCAUUUCCCAGCCGUCCUUUUCUUCCACAACAUCACCCACAACCCAGACGGCGAGAUUGACCAUAUACGCGAGGCCCACAAGGACUGGACACCAGAGAUGAAGCACGAGGACGACGGCAGAUCCAUCACCAAGGGCGAGCACAUCACCGCGUGGAUUCAGCCACCACCCAACCCAGAGGUGACCUUCGACCUCAUGAACCAGGCCGCCACUCGCGACGGCGCCGUCAAUCGGCUACCGCCACCGGGAGGGGGGGGGCGCACUAUAGAACGAUUCUCGCCCACCGGCACCGGCACCGGCACCGGCACUGGCACCGGCACCGACACCGGCACCGGCACCGGCACUGGCACCGGCACCGGCACCGGCACCGGCACCAGCACCGGCACCGGCGCCGGCACCAGCACCGGCACCGGCACCGGCACCGGCACCGGCACCGGCGCCGGCACCGGCACCGGCACCGGCACCGGCACCGGCAUCGGCGUUGGCACCGGCACCGGCACCGGCACCGGCACCGGCACCAGCACCGGCACCGGCACCGGCACCAGCACCGGCACAAGCACCAGCACCGGCACCGGCACCGGCACCGGCACCGGCGCCGGCGCCUGCGCCGGCAUUGGCACCUGCACCGGCACCGGCACCAGCGCCGUCGAGUGCCAGCGCGGGGAGCGCGCACACUCGCGCACGCCAGCUCUCCGACCGUCCGGCGGCAAGCGGGUGGCGGCGCUGUCGGUCGAAGAGUUCCAGCAGCUGCUCGCUGACAUUGUGCGUGCCGAGGUGUCCGGCGCCGUUGGCGACGUGUCGAGCGAGGCGCUGUCGACGCAGUGGAAGCACGAGGGCCCUGCGCUCCUGGAGCGUAGCCCCACCGACGAGAACAUCUGCAGCCCAUCGACUCGCCCACCCGCCAUGGUCUGGGGAACUGUAAGGCAGCUGCGCGGGAUAGACUCCACCGAGCUGGGCCAGCAUUUCAGGUCCAGAGAGCACGACGACGAGAGGCAGUCGAUGCUGGAGGUGCUGCUGUCGCUCAGCCCGCUGCUGCAGGCGAAGGGAGGAGCGCAGCGCUGGGCGACCCGCUGGGCGCGUCGCUGGGACCGCUGUGUUCAUGAUGUGAGGGAACCAGUGCGAACUGGAUGUUUGGCUGCUUAUGUCCGGAGCAGGAACUUUGAGCUGCUAUUCUCCUUCGUCAUCAUCCUCAACGCGAUCUACAUGGCCUCCGCGACGAACUAUCAGGUGCAGCAUCCGCUCGAGGGGACGACCGCUGCCAUGCGUGCGGCCGACUGCCUAUUUUUGUCGCUGUAUGCGUUGGAGCUUGUUCUUAAGCUGAUGGUCCACAGGUGUUAUUUUUUCUGGAACAGGGAGAUGCGUUGGAAUUUGCUGGACUUCUGUCUGGUCGCAUACGGUAUCUUCGACCUCAUCAUCGAUGUGUCGUCUUCUGGGUCUCCGUCAGCUCAGUCACCUGCGUGGCUGCGGGCACUGCGCCUGUUCAAGAUGGCUAAGGUGCUGCGGAUGCUUCGCGUGAUCAGGACCCUGAAGGAGCUCCACUUGAUAAUGGCCUGCAUCCUUGGGUCAUUCCGGUCCCUGUUUUGGAGUUUGAUGAUGAUGAGCGUAAUCUUCUAUAUGUUCUCGCUUGUAUUCGUACAGCAGGCGGCCACGUAUUUGAGCUUGGGCAACGCUAGUGACGAGAUGGAGGCACAAAUCAUCAAGAAUUACGGGUCGGUAGAGGCAAGCAUGUUAACCUUAUUCAAAACCAUCUUCGGCGGUGACGACUGGUCCACGUUCUAUGACACUAUGGCGGAGGUGAGUCUCAUCGGGCAGAUCCUCUUCGUGACUUUUGUGGCUUUUGCGCAAAUUGCCCUAUCCAGCUGCCUUCGGCAUAUUUGUCGAGAACGCCCUCAAACUGGCCGAGCCUCACUAUUAUGA
This is a messenger RNA of Prorocentrum cordatum, 2310 nucleotides long. NCBI's taxonomy places the organism in Eukaryota, Dinophyceae, Prorocentrales, Prorocentraceae. The record is from the annotation of a GenBank genome assembly.